This is a messenger RNA of Teleopsis dalmanni, 2087 nucleotides long. Its product is annotated as succinate dehydrogenase [ubiquinone] flavoprotein subunit, mitochondrial-like. Gene Ontology annotation, molecular function: electron transfer activity; flavin adenine dinucleotide binding; succinate dehydrogenase (quinone) activity. Gene Ontology annotation, biological process: tricarboxylic acid cycle; mitochondrial electron transport, succinate to ubiquinone. The transcript has 2 exons. The record is from RefSeq and is a predicted model, not a curated record. NCBI's taxonomy places the organism in Eukaryota, Metazoa, Arthropoda, Insecta, Diptera, Diopsidae. The coding region runs from base 69 to 2048 and encodes 659 amino acids.
UGAUAUUUGUUAUUAAUAAAAAAGCCUGGGAAUUUCAGUUUUUUAGAAACAACUCAAUUGACAGAAAAAUGCAAUUCUUUUCAAAUCUCGCAAAGGUCAAGACACCACUAAUGUUUCGUCUGCCUCAAAAGCAGCAAAUGCAGAAACAGUUCGUCCAUAUUGGAGCAAAUAUUAAUGAAGGUGUCAGAAAAAAGUCGUCGUCUUCUUCACGCACCUAUGAAAUAAUUGACCAUGCUUACGAUGCAAUUGUGGUUGGAGCUGGUGGUGCAGGUUUGCGUUCUGCUUUUGGUCUCGUAGCACAUGGCUUUCGAACUGCGGUAAUAAGCAAAAUUUUUCCCACACGUUCGCACACAAUUGCCGCACAAGGUGGAAUUAAUGCAGCAUUAGGUAAUAUGGAAGACGACAAUUGGCGUUGGCAUUUCUACGAUACGGUCAAAGGUGCUGAUUUUCUUGGUGAUCAAGAUGCUAUACACAUGAUGUGCCGUGAAGCGCCGAAAGCUAUUGUGGAAUUAGAAAAUUAUGGCGUACCCUUUUCACGCAAAACAGAUGGUAAAAUAUAUCAACGUGCAUUUGGUGGUCAAAGUUUGGAUUAUGGUAAAGGUGGUCAAGCACAUCGCUCGUGUGCUGUGGCAGAUCGCACCGGGCAUGCUGUCCUGCAAACACUCUAUGGUCAAUCAUUGCGUUAUGAUUGCCAUUAUUUUAUUGAAUACUUUGCAUUAGAUUUGAUUUUUGAAGAUUGCGGUUGUCGUGGCGUUAUGGCUUUAUGUAUUGAAGAUGGCACUAUACAUCGUUUUCGUGCUUGGAAUACCGUCAUUGCUACUGGUGGUUACGGUCGCGCUUAUUUCUCAACAACUUCGGCACACAGUACUACUGGUGAUGGUUUCGGUUUGAUUACACGGCGUGGUUUGCCUCUACAAGAUUUGGAAUUUGUACAAUUUCAUCCCACUGGGGUUUAUGGUUCCGGUUGUUUAAUUACAGAGGGGAGUCGUGGUGAGGGCGGCUUUUUAGUCAAUUCGGAAGGCGAACGCUUCAUGGAACGCUAUGCUCCCAGUGCUAAGGAUCUAGCAGCUAGAGAUGUUGUCUCGCGCGCUAUGGCUAUAGAAAUUUUAGAAGGUCGUGGUACUGGUCCCGAAAAAGAUCAUGUGGAUUUACAACUUAUGCAUAUUGAUCAUGAGGUGAUUAAAACUCGUUUGCCUGGUAUCAUGAAUACAGCAAGAAUUUUUGCGGGUGUUGAUGUGAUGAAAGAACCAAUACCGGUAUUACCAACUGAACAUUAUAAUAUGGGUGGCAUACCGACUAACUAUCGUGGACAAGUGCUUACAAUAGACGAUGCUGGAAAUGAUGAAUUAAUUGAGGGCUUGUUCUCAUGUGGUGAGUGUUCCUGUAGUUCUGUGCAUGGUGCUAGCCGUUUAGGUGCAAAUUCCUUACUUGAUUUACUGGUGUUCGGAAGAAGCUGUGCUAAUGCUAUUGCUGAAUGCCAUAAGCCUUCAACACCUCCACCAGAAAUGAAAGAAAAUGCAGGCGAGGAUUCUAUUGAAAACAUUGACAAAUUAGUACAUAACAAUGGCAAACACACAACAUAUCAACUUCGCUUAAGAAUGCAACGAGCAAUGCAAAAAUACGGUGCAGUCUUUCGUGAUGGUCCUGUACUGUUGGAAGGAAUGAAAGUAAUGCGUGAAAUAUUCAAAGAUUUUAAGGAUGUCAAAAUUGCUGACAAGUCUAGAGUUUGGAAUACGAAUUUAACGGAAGCUUUGGAAUUGCAAAAUAUGCUAGCUAUUGGUAUGCUUACCAUUGUAGCAGCAGAAAAUCGCAAAGAAUCUCGUGGUGCACACGCAAGAGAAGAUUUCAAGAUGAGAAUUGAUGAAUUUGAUUAUAGUAAGCCUACCGAAGGUCAAACGGCUAAGCCAUUUGAAGAGCACUGGCGCAAACAUACAUUGCUUUGGUUGGUAGACGAUGAAGGUAAAGUUUUUAUACGCUACCGUCCGGUCAUUGAUCACGUCUUGGAUGAUUCAGUCAAAGCAGUUAAACCAUUUAUACGCAAAUAUUAAAAUAAUUUUUAUUCAUUUUUCGUAUAUUUUCAUUCGUAU